UUGGGCAGAAAUCACUCAGCAGCCAAGCCUAAAGCACGUGAAUAUUAAGAAGUUUGUUUUUUUUUUAUAUUUAGCUCCUAAUUAAUGUUCUAAGUACGUUUUUAGAGAGUAACAACAAAACCCUAAAACGCAAACCUCGUUGAUAAUCUGAAUCAGUCGUUGAACAGCUGUUACACCUGUAAGGGGGAAAGUUCUAAAAUAGCAAUUCCGGAUUCUUAAUCGGAACGUUAGCGUUCCAACCAGAUACUCUAGAUAAUACGCAGAGUGGUGCCACAAUUACUGGACCGAGUCUAAACAUCAAAGUACAAGGUGCUUUCGAUCGGGAUGGGAACCUUGUCACUGAGCGAUUUUAAGGAGGUUCAGAUCCCUGCUCCUUGGGGUCACAUUGCAGGACGUUGGUAUGGCAAUCGACAGGAGCGACCGAUCCUUGGAAUCCACGGAUGGCUGGACAAUCUGGGCACCUUCGAUCGAUUGAUUCCUCUACUGCCCGACUAUAUAGGAUUGCUCUGCAUAGACCUGCCUGGACAUGGAAGAUCCUCUAGCAUUCAACCGGGUAUGCACUAUAGCGUCUAUGACUACGUGUACGUUAUUCCACGAGUGAUGAGGGAACUUGGCUGGUCGAAGGUUUCUCUUAUGGGUCACUCAUUGGGAGGCUUUAUGAGCUUCGUUUACACAUCACUGGCUGCUCAUACUGUGGAUAUGGUCAUAUCCUUUGAAAUAUUACUGCCAAGAACAGUGAUUCCUAAAAAAGCAGUGGACGUAGUGGCUCAGAGCAUGGAGAGGCAUCUGGUGGAAGAGGAUCGUCAAGGAGAGAGUAAUCCGCAAAAGACGCCCUCUUAUACACUAUCUGAGAUGACAAAGAUCAUUGUCAAGAGGACCAUAAAUUCCGUGACGCCUGAGCUGGCUAAGCAUCUUCUUCACCGCCAGGUGGUAAAGUCUCCCCUGUCCCCGGACAGAUUUUUCUUCUCCGGAGACGGUCGGGUUAAGUUCUACCACCUAUCGCAAAUGGAACCUGGACUCGCUGUGGAGAUGACGAAAAUAAUCAAAAAGGUUCCCUUCUUGUUAAUAAAGGCUUCCAAGUCGUCCUUUGUCGGCGUUCAAUGUGAGGUGCCUAUAUCCAUGCUGCGGCAAAAUAAUCCGCACUUUGAACUCCACGAGGUGGCGGGUACUACCCAUCAUAUCCAUCUACUAUUCCCUGAGGAGUGCGCCCGUUACGUUGUGCCCUUCAUCCAACGUCAUCGACCACCUUCUUCUUGGUCAUUGGCUGGAAAAGAGCAACCACUCUGUUCUAAGAAGAUCCAAAACAGCAAACUGUGAAGUAAUUUUGGUAUUAUUAUGAAAAUUUUAGAUUUAAGGGUAUGGAAAAGAUGCUCAAUCAAGACCAUAUUUAAGCAAGAAGCUGUCUGCAGCUGAUCAUGAAAUGUGUAAAUAAAGCCUGUCUAAUGGA
This is a messenger RNA of Drosophila eugracilis, 1447 nucleotides long. Its product is annotated as probable serine hydrolase. The record is from RefSeq and is a predicted model, not a curated record. The coding region runs from base 325 to 1317 and encodes 330 amino acids. The transcript is spliced from 3 exons. Lineage: Eukaryota; Metazoa; Arthropoda; Insecta; Diptera; Drosophilidae.